Molecule: messenger RNA, 4303 nt
Organism: Contarinia nasturtii (swede midge)
Lineage: Eukaryota; Metazoa; Arthropoda; Insecta; Diptera; Cecidomyiidae
Gene: Gmap
Product: thyroid receptor-interacting protein 11
Exons: 7
Coding region: 208-4167 (1319 amino acids)
Biological process (GO): Golgi organization; endoplasmic reticulum to Golgi vesicle-mediated transport
Cellular component (GO): Golgi apparatus
Molecular function (GO): small GTPase binding
Source: RefSeq, a predicted model, not a curated record
AAUGUGUAUUAUCGUCUAAAUGUGAACGGUUAAUGUAUUGAAAGUAUAAAAAGUGUUGAAAAUAUUUGAGAAACAAAUAAAUGACGAUUUGGUGAUAAAUUGCGUUCGAUUUAUUUUUGCAUUGAUCCAAAAAAGGGAUUCCAAGAAUUCUGUGAACAAUCAAAAAAAUCAAUCAAUUUGAAUGUGUAGCAAAGAAUUGUGGUCAAAAUGUCAUGGUUUAAUAUAAAUGUGAACGAUAGUUUGAAUAGCCUUAAAGGGCAAAUAUCAAACGUUUCAAAUGUAAUGCACGAUGUAUUCACCGAAGGUAUACUAGAAGAAUCAACAUCAAACAGUGAGCUUGGUGAAUCAAGCGCCAAAGAACCCAGCAUCGAUGAUGAAAUUCUAGUUGGUCUUGAAGAAGCCAAUAAGAAAAUUGAUGAAUUAAAUUCAUUGUGCGAAACAAAGGAUAAUGAAAUUGUAAAAUUACAACAAGAGCUUGAACAACUUAAAGGAACGCCAACUCAAAGGAACGAUGCAGCAGGUGCAGCAUCAUCGACACAGAAAUCGAAAAACGAUCAGCAUGGAAAUGCACAGCAAUCUAGUCUGGAGGAUAGUUGGUUCUGGGAGUCGGAGAAGGCUGUUUCGUCGGAUUCGUCAAAGGAAAAUGAUGGAUCGGCCGGACGUUUGAAGAAAACAUCGAUCGAAACAAAUGAAACACCCCGAAUUGUGGAUAGCUUACGUCGUUCACUGGAUGAAAAAGAUGGCGAAAUUCAGCGAUUGCUUGAUGAGAAUUUGUCAUUGAAUGAAAAGAUCAAGCAUUUGCACCGUGAAGCAAUUGAGCAAGAUAAGCGUCUCGAUGAAUUGGACCAACAGCACACGGAAGCCUUGCAAAAUUUGGUACUCAUCAAAAAUGGACUCCAAGAAAAUGUCACAAUGCUCAAGGCUGAAUUGGAUGCUGUCCGCUAUGAAAAGUUGGCAACCGAUGAAAAAUUUGCCAAUUUAACAAAAGAACACAAUGAAUUGGAGACAACAAAACAGGAAUCAUUGCAGCGUCUCGAUGAAUUGCAGGCACAACUCAACGCGAGCCACGAAGAAAACGAUCGCUUCAAAGCCGAAAUCGAUGAGCUGCAAGCUCAAUUAAUCGCCAAAACAUCGGAAAUCACCGAAUCACUUGAGGAGAAAGAGACACACAGUCGUGAAGGUAGCGAUAAAUUUGAGUUGAUCGAUUUGGAAAAGGAGAAAAUGACCAGUUCCAUGGAGAUAAAUCGUUUGCAAACCGAAUUAGAUGAAAUCAAUUCUCGGUUAUCGAUUUUAAAUGACAUCAAAGAUCAGUAUGAUGAAAAUGUUUUGAAAUUGGGUUCGGUAGUUACCGAAAAGAAUAGCUUAGAAGAGCAGGUAAGCCGAUUAAAAGCUGAAAAUGAAAGUCUAUCGAAAGAGAUGCGUGUCGCACUCGAAGCUGUUGAAAAAUUGGAGGUACUUCAAAAAACCAUGGAUGAAAUUAAUGUCGAAAAGGAACAAAAUGAGUUGGCAUUCAACACUCUGCAAGAGGAUGAUAUGAUGUUACAGAAAGAAUUCGAUCAAUUGCGCGUGGAUAAAGAACAAUUGGAGGAAACACGAUCGAAUCAAAACGAACAAAUCGAAACACUCGAGGAAAAGUGUGCCCAGCUCAAUGCAAAAUUGGAGCAAUUGAAUGGUGAUUACAAAAAUUUGCAAUCCAACCAUGAAACGUGUGAGAAUCGAAUAAGCGAAAUGCAUAAAAUGCACGAUAUGUUGAAAUCGCAGGCGGUUGACUUGGAAUCGAGCCUGGUAGAAGAGAAUAUGAUGGCACAGAAGCAAGUGAUUGAUUUGCAAUCGGCUUUGAAUAGUAAAAAUGCAUGUGAAUCCGGUGCAAUCUCCUUCGAUGAGCUCAAAAAAAUCAUUUCGAAAACAUUGAGCUAUGAACCAUCAAUUGCCAACAAUUCACUGAGUUUGUAUCUUGAUGCAUUCCUUAAGUCGGUCAAAGAAACCUACCAGCAUUUGUCGGACAUUGAAGUGAAUCGCGAAAAUUUGAUGAAACAAUUCGAAACGGUGUCGACGGAAAAGGCAACAUUACAACAUGAAUACAAGACGCUGAAGGCCGAUUUGCAUCACUAUGAACAAGAAGUCGCCGAAUUAAUGAAAAACAAUGGCAUUCUCUUGAAUCAACUGGAGAAUGUAAAAGCGGGAAAAUUGGAAACAAUUUCCGAACACAAUGAAGACAGCAUUUUGCAUUUGGAAACACAACUAGAGGAUACCAGUAAAUUGAAUCAAAGUUUGCAAGAUGAUUUCAACAAUCUAUCUCAUAAAUUGGACGAAAGUGAAGAAGAAAAGUACGAAUUGCUCGAUACCAUAAAUCAAUUGCAACAGCAAUUAGAUCAGAUGCGUACCGAUGACUCAAAGCUCGAGAUACAAAAGGGCUUUGAAGAGAAAUUCAAAGCGCAAGGCGAUCGAAUUGUUGAGCUUACAAACGAAGUGGAAACAUUGAGGGCCCAAGGAGAACAAACACAAAAAUUAACCGAAGAAAUUGCAGAAUUGCAGCAACGUAAGCAACUGGAUGCCGAGGAAUUGGAACGACUUCGUCGAGAUUUUGAUGAUCUGGAAGAAGACUACAAGUUGGCAGAAACCAGUGCUGAGAAUGAGAAAAAUAAAUUGGAAGCGCAAAUUGAUGAACUGAAUAAAACAAUCGAUGAUUUACAGCAACGUCUUCAAGUGGCCAGCAUCGAUGUGAAGUCGAACGAUCAAUUGAUCGAAUUGCAACAGAAGAUUGAGGUUUUAACGAAAGAGAAACAUGAAUUGGUGAAUGCAAUUCAAUUGAAGCACAACGAAAACAUUCAAUACCACGCAAAAAUCCAGGAACUCAACCAAAUGCUAAUGACACUACAACAAACGAUCGCCACACAAAGUCAGCAAUUGAACAAUUGUGCAGCGUGCACACAAUUGAAUGAAAAAGUGCAGGCAUCGCAUAAUGAAAUCGCAACAUUAACCGAUCAAGUUACAUUCCUGAAAGAAAAGUCAGACAUUCUCACACACAAUUUACUGACCGAACAAACAAAUCAGAAAAUUUUACAACAAGAAAAAAUUCAAUUGCAUGAAGAAAAACAAACGUUGAACAAGGAUUUGAAUCGUUUGCGCGAACAUUUAAUUGAAAUGGAAAACGGACACACAGCCGAAAUGAUUGAAUUGCAAAAUUUACUGGAGUUAACGAGACAAGAGGUGGCCAAUAUGCAAGAGGAGGCACGAAAAUCGAAUACGGCUUACACCUCGGCAAGCAUUCGCGCUAAUCAACAUACCGAAACCAUACAAGCACAAUACGAAGUAUUAAAACAACAGAAAGAUGAACUCUCGGCCAGACUCAGUGAAGCCGAAGAUCGAGAAUCCAAAAACAAAGCUGCUUUAACCAAUUUGCAAUGUGUGUUAGAGCAAUUCCAAAAAGACAAAGAACGCGAUGUAGAAGCUAUGACAAAUCGAAUUCGAAACGAAUUAAAUGAUGAAAUUGGCAAACGACAGUCACUGCUCAAUGAAAUCGAAUCGCUUAAAACGCAAUUGGACGAGUCAAAAGCGGGUCUAUUGGCGGCCGCUCGAAUUUCCGAUCAAUUGGAAAUCGCUCAAGUGACAAAUGCUACAAUCAAAGAAGAGUUACGUAAAACUCAAGAUAAACUGCAUUCGACCGAAUCAAAACUGCAAGAUAACGAAUCGAAUCAGGCGGAUCGCGUUGAUAAAAGUUUGUUGAAAAAUCUACUCAUCGGAUACAUAAUGGCGCCGAACAACGACAAGCAGCAAAUUUUGAAAUUAAUUUCGUCGGUGUUGGAUUUCAAUCAACAAGAAUCAGACAGAGUCGGUUUGAAUCGAACGAAUACCGGAUGGCUCAAUUCCAUUAUACAUGGAAACCAAUCACCGAACAAUAAUCAAGCUGGUGGCAGUUAUAGUAAAGAGAGUUUGGCUCAGGCAUUCGUCAAAUUCCUUGAGAAUGAAUCGAAACCGCGUACGGAUGACAAUGCACCAUCAUUGCUUAGCAUGAACACACCGCCAAAGAAAGCAGCGGGCGAAGAGGAACCAGUUCGAAAAUCAUCAACCGUUCAACCCAUUCUACUGCCAGACGCAAUGCUUCAGACAUUCAAUGCGCCACGCAACUCCAGCUCAAUUCUCAAAGACAUUUUGAACGACUCUUGAUACGAUCUUUUUUAAUUUCGUGCAAUCAAACAGAUUAAUAGACAGGUCAAAUAGAAAGUUUACUUGUUAAGCAUUAUUAGAUUAACGGAGAAUAAAAAAAUGUGAGGAAAAGAAUAACAGAUUUAUUUGCCACCCA